Molecule: messenger RNA, 3468 nt
Organism: Nothobranchius furzeri (turquoise killifish)
Lineage: Eukaryota; Metazoa; Chordata; Actinopteri; Cyprinodontiformes; Nothobranchiidae
Product: gastrula zinc finger protein XlCGF57.1
Source: RefSeq, a predicted model, not a curated record
ACUAAGACAAGAUAAAUAACAAAAAGUACAAAAUAGCCUUACACACAAAAAAUAAACCACUCUCUUACUUCCACAAAUAAUAUCACUACUAAAACAUUAAUCCUCCAUCCUCAACUUACCAAAUCAUACGUUUUUAGCAUUUUAUCUUUAUACAUUUUUUUGAAUUGAUCAGUAGUUGUACAUUUUUUUAAUUCAUCAUCCAGGUUAUUCCAUAAUUUCACACCAUAUAUUGAAAUACACAUUUGCUUUAAUGUAGUACGGACAAAUAUCCUUUUAAACUCUGGUUUCUUUCUACUCUUAUCAUUUUUUGGGAUUAAAACAAAGAACCUUUGUAGAUUAGUUGGCAGCAAAUUAUUUCUAGCCUUAAACAUAAUUAGUAAAAUUUUCAAGUUAACUAAGUCUUUGAAUUUCAUAAUUUUAGAUAGAACAAAAUAUUUGUUAGUAUGUUCUCUUGGAUUUGCUUUAUAUAGAAUUCACAAAACUUUCUUCUGUAACAGAAACAAAGGAUUAGUGUUUGUUUUAUACGUAUUGCCCCAAACCUCAAUACAAUAAGUUAAGUAUGGUAAGAUAAAUGAAUAAUAUAAUGUCUGAAGUGUUGAAAUUUCUAGAAAACCUUUGACUUUGUUUAAAAUUCCAAUACUUUUGGAUAUUUUUUGUUUUAUAUAUUUUAUAUGGGAUUUCCAAGUAAGUUUAUGGUCCAAGAGAACCCCUAAGAAUCUGACUUCAUUUACUCUAUCAAUUAAAAAACCAUCAAUAGACAACGUAACUAAAGAUGUAUUACGAUUUAUUCAAAUAAACCAUGAUUUAUUUUAUUUAUCUUCCCAUAAACCAUCAUUUUGUACGGAAGGGAUUGGAUAACAAACAUAUUAAUAAUAGUACACAUUUAUUAGAAGCUGCCUCGUUACUCAAAUGCACCUUCUCACAACACGGCACGCAUGGAACAGCGCGUGUUCACCCUCCCGGCCGCUAGUUGGCGCCGUAAAGCCUGCAGUUACAACCCCAAAAAGAAGAGCGACCGGAGCGCCGCGGAGCGGAAGCAGUGAUGUAAAUGUAAACAAUGGCGAUGAAACUUCGUUCUCGUCCUCAAUAACUUGGUGCAAGCUCUUUCCAGAAGCAGAGAUGACUUUCUGAGGUCAUUGUGACAGCCGGAGCUCCAAAACAAGACUCGGUCAUCUGAUGGUCCUGAUGCAGAAUCGCUGCUCGCUCUUUGAUCCAUUCUGCUCACACUCUCACGGAAAAGCCCAGAAACAUAAUCUCUGUUAGCAAAACAGAACGUGCCUCCAUCUGCUCCGAAUGGAUCUGGACAGCAUGAAUACAGGUGUUCAACAGGUGGUGCAUGUUACAGAAGAAGCUGCUGAAGAACAGAGUGCUGGACCCAGGACCCAGCAGGACCCAGAACACGUAAAGGAGGAACAGGGAGAACUCUGGACCAGUCCGGAGGGAGAGCAGCUCCAUUUGGAGGAGGAGACUGAUACAGCCAGGUUUCCAUUUACUGGAGUUUCUAUAAAGAGUGAGGAUGAUGAGGAGAAACUUCUGUUCUCAAAGUGUCAUCAGCAGCAUGAUGUUCCAACCAGCAGCUCAACUGUUCAGAUGACUGCAGAAACUGUGAGGAACCCAGAUCUCAACACUCAUGAACGGACAUCUGAUUCUUCUGAGACUGAAGUUAGUGGAGAGGAUGGUGAUCUCGGCUCUGAGCUAUCGGACCCUGGGUCUGAAACUGGAGAUGGAGACAAUGGCCGGAAAGAGAGCAGGUCUUCUGGGUCAAAUGCUAAGACUGUCAGCAAAUCCUUUAGCUGCACUGAGUGUGAUGAAAAAUUUCUCCACAAGCGAUGUCUACAGAAACAUGUGAGAGUGACUAGGCAUUCAACAAUGGGGUCUUCAGUCUGUUUGGUUAAUAAGAAAUGUGUUAGAGCGAAGCAACACGUAGACUCAUGCAGGGAUGUCCAGUCAGAAACAAAAUUAUUUAGUUGUGAUGACUGUGGGAAAAUAUUUAGUGACAAAUCAAGUUUAAAUAGACACACAAGAGUCCACACAGGAUUGAAACCUUUUGCUUGUGAGAUCUGUGGACAAAGAUUUAGCCAAAAGACACAUUUAAACAGGCACGCGACAGUCCACACAGGACAGAAGCCUUUUUCCUGUGAUCUCUGUGAACAAAGAUUUAGCCAAAAGACAUAUUUAAACGUCCACAUGAGACUCCACACAGGACAAAAACCUUUUGUUUGUGAGUUCUGUGGACAAAGAUUUAGCCAAAAUACAUAUUUAAACAGACACAUGAGAGUCCACACAGGACAAAAACCUUUUGUCUGUGAGCUCUGUGGGCAAAGAUUUAGUCAUAGGACUCAUUUAAACUGUCACAUGAGAGUCCACACAGGACAGAAGCCUUUUGCCUGUGAGCUCUGUGAACAAAGAUUUAGCCAGAAGACAAAUUUAAAUAAUCACAUGAAAGUCCACACAGGACAGAAGCCCUUUGCUUGUGAGCUCUGUGGACAAAAAUUUAGUCUUAAGACAAGUUUAAACAGACACAAGAAAGUCCACACAGGACAGAAGCCUUUUACUUGUGGGGUCUGUGGACAAAGAUUUGGCCGAAAACCAAAUUUAAACAGACACCUUAGAGUCCACACAGGACAGAAGCCUUUUGCCUGUGAGCUCUGUGGACGAAGAUUUAGUCAUAGGACAAGUUUAAACCGUCACACGAGAGUCCACACAGGACUCGUUUAACUACGAGUACCAAAAUGGACCCUUUCACAAUGUCAGUCUUGUACCCAUAGUGGCAGUCCCUUAACCCAGAUCAGGGCCAUUUCCGGCCUGCGGGCCACUACUUCCUGGCCUGUGAGUCACAUAUUGUGACCCCAAGAUGUUAUUCUUUCACUGAUGCAUUUCCAUCUGGGUCAGCUCGGCCUAGCCCUGGUAGUGUAACUGUGUUCUGUGUUCUUGGGGAGAGAGUAGCAAGCUGUGUGCCUCAUGUUAGUCUCCAAAAGCAACACUGCUCACACUCGAUUUGGUUUACUAACUUGUGGCGGUUAGGAAGGACACCACAGACUUCUCCAUGCCACUUUUGUCGCAUCCAUAUGCUCGGAGACAAAUCUGGCCCCAUAGGGAUGGGAUGACCAGACUGAGCUGACCAACAUGUAAACGUGGCUCAAACCUCUGUUUCCAUAGAGAGGCAGUGCAGUACCGUAUGCAUCGCUCAUUCUUACACAACGAUGAGCUGCUGUCUUUAGGUUUCACUUUUGGGGUGUUGCAGCAGGGGGUGGUUAGCCUUGUGUGUAUUCUCUGCUGUUAAUUAGUUUGUCGAAUGUGGAAAUAUUUGUUUUUACCAGUAGUUUGCACUUUGGGAGUGGAAUAUAAAGACAGAUCUCUUCAGUUGUUUAGCCAGUGGCUCCACAAUUAGCCCUGGCUAACAGAUGUGAUGUCCCACUUUGUGGAGGACAGUCCUCCAUUUCCAUAAAAUUCCACAUGUCCUGCAAA